This is a messenger RNA of Drosophila elegans, 3035 nucleotides long. It is a transcript of the gene ewg, whose product is annotated as DNA-binding protein Ewg. The record is from RefSeq and is a predicted model, not a curated record. Gene Ontology annotation, molecular function: DNA-binding transcription factor activity, RNA polymerase II-specific; RNA polymerase II cis-regulatory region sequence-specific DNA binding. Gene Ontology annotation, biological process: regulation of transcription by RNA polymerase II. The transcript has 6 exons. Gene Ontology annotation, cellular component: nucleus. NCBI's taxonomy places the organism in Eukaryota, Metazoa, Arthropoda, Insecta, Diptera, Drosophilidae. The coding region runs from base 379 to 2814 and encodes 811 amino acids.
GACCUUCGGGAAGCCAGUGAAGAAGGUCUGAGGAGUGGAGAGGUGAGGAGCGGAGAGGAUCAGGAGCAGGGAUCAGGGAGGAUCAGGGAGGACCGCACCGCCAAACUGGCCACCACAAGCUAUCGGUUGGUCGUGGCGCCGGCGGGCAGCCAGCGGGGUUCGGCUGGCAAUGUGGUGGUGACCACCACCACCACCUCCUCGGGCAGCAACUCCUCCAACGGGGGAGGGAAUGGCGGAGGCAGUGGUGUGGGGGGCAGCGGUGCGGGCGGCGGUCUCAAUGUGACCACCAUCACAACGACGGGCGGCGGUGGCGGUGGCGGCCAAUUGCAGAGUGCCGGCAACAGUUCGCAGAGCAACGGAACCACCUACAAAAUCGAAAUGCUCGAUGAGGACAUCCAGAGCCUGGGCUCCGACGACGACGACGAGGAUCUGAUCAGCAGCGAUGGCAGUCUGUACGAGGGCGACCUGGGCUCCAUGCCCGUCAACGAUGAUGUGGCCCACCAGUUGGCGGCCGCCGGACCAGUGGGCGUGGCCGCAGCGGCAGCCAUCGCCAGUUCCAAGAAGCGCAAGCGACCGCACUGCUUCGAAACGAACCCAUCGGUGCGGAAGCGGCAACAGAAUCGCUUGCUACGCAAGCUGAGGGGCAUCAUCUAUGAGUUUACGGGCAGGGUGGGCAAACAGGCGGUGGUGCUGGUGGCCACGCCGGGCAAACCCAACACCAGCUACAAGGUGUUCGGGGCCAAGCCGCUGGAGGAUGUACUGCGCAACCUGAAGAACAUCGUGAUGGACGAGCUGGACAAUGCACUGGCCCAGCAGGCGCCACCGCCGCCGCAGGACGAUCCCUCGCUGUUCGAGUUGCCCGGCCUGGUCAUCGAUGGCAUACCCACGCCCGUGGAGAAGAUGACCCAGGCCCAGCUGCGCGCCUUCAUCCCGCUGAUGCUGAAGUACUCCACCGGCCGAGGGAAGCCCGGCUGGGGCAGGGAAUCGACCCGACCGCCCUGGUGGCCCAAGGAGCUGCCGUGGGCCAAUGUGCGCAUGGAUGCCCGCUCCGAGGACGACAAGCAGAAGAUCAGCUGGACGCAUGCGCUACGCAAGAUCGUGAUCAACUGCUACAAGUACCAUGGCAGGGAGGACCUGCUGCCCACCUUUGCUGACGACGAGGACAAGGUCAACGCCUUGAUUUCGCAGUCGGGCGACGAGGACGAGGACAUGGAGCUGUCGAAUCCUCCCACCAUCCACACAGUUACGACCAUGACGCCGCCAACGGGCAACAGCAAUCAACCGCAGCAGGUGAAUGUGGUGAAGAUCAACAGUGCUGGCACCGUGAUCACAACCCACACGGCCCAGAGCAACACGCCAGCCCCUACGAUCAUCCAGAGCACCAACAACCAGCAUGUGACCACGACGGCCACGCUGCCCGCCUCCACGAAGAUCGAGAUCUGUCAGGCGCCGGCCCAGCAGCAGCAACAGCACCACCAGCAGCAACAGCAGCAGCAGCACCACCAGACCCACUUGCCCAGCACGGUGCACAUCCAGCCGGUGGCCGGCGGUCAGCCGCAGACAAUACAGCUGACCACGGCCAGUGGCACGGCGACGGCCACCGCCGUGCCCACCACUGCAGCCGCCGUGAGUGCCGCCCAGGCCCACCAGCACCACCAGCAGCAGCAGCAGCAACAGCAGCAGCAACAGCAGCAGCACCACCAGCAGCAUCAACAGCACCAGUCGAGUGGCAGCCAAACGGUCACCGCACAGCAGAUCGCCAAUGCCCAAGUCUGCAUCGAGCCCAUUACGCUCAGCGACGUUGAUUACACCACGCAAACGGUGCUUUCCCAAAAUGCCGAUGGCACCGUGUCGCUGAUCCAGGUGGAUCCCAAUAACCCCAUCAUCACACUGCCGGAUGGAACCACUGCCCAGGUCCAAGGAGUUGCAACGCUCCACCAAGGCGAGGGCGGAGCCACCAUUCAGACGGUGCAGAGUCUCACCGAUGUCAAUGGCCAUGAAAACAUGACCGUGGACCUGACCGAGACGCAGGAUGGCCAAAUAUAUAUCACCACCGAGGAUGGUCAAGGCUAUCCCGUUUCGGUGAGCAAUGUGAUCUCGGUGCCCGUCUCCAUGUACCAAUCCGUGAUGGCCAACAUGCAGCAGAUCCAGACGAACAGCGAUGGAACGGUGUGCCUGGCGCCCAUGCAGGUAGAUACGAGUGCCAAUCGCAGCAGUCAAUCCACCGCCUCCGCCGCCGCCGCCAGUUGCUCCGCCUCAUCCGCAUUGGCGGCAAGUGGCGGUGGCGUUCAGUGCUAUUCACUGAUCUCGGCGGGAUCGGCGGCGGUCCUGAGCCGUCGCAGUGGUGCGGUGGUGGGUCAACAGGUCGCCCCGGGCGGGCGGUACUACCUGGCCACUGCCACCACCACCAGUAGCAGUGCCACCAGUGGCAGCUCUGCCAGUGGCUUUGGCCAGCUGCACAACAACAAUAACAGCAGUCUGGCGAAUAACAAUAACAACAACAAUAGCAUAAAGAUGCCCAUGCCCAUGCCCAUAGUGCUGGCCACGCCUAGUCUUCCGCAGGUGGCCAGCACGAGGUCCACCAGGAGGGGCGGUGGUGGAGGAGGAGGAGUAGCUGCUGCUGCUGAUGUGCUGCUUCAAAAGCGAAGGAAACCGAAUGCCUCGCUGAAGAACAGGUCCUCCCAUUUGAAAGCCAGUGAUGAGAGCGGCUGCUCUUCGGGCAACUCCUCUGCCUCCAUUCGCUGCGUAGAUAGCGCCAGUUUGACCAGUGUGCAGCUCCAACUGCCGGCCAUCAAGCUGGAGCACCUGGAAUAGGCUCCUCCGUUCCCCAUCCUCAAUCCCAAAUAAUCCAGCCCAUCUCGAAUCUAGUCAAAUGCGGCUUUGCACAAAACACAAAACAAAAAGGAAACAGAAAAUGAGACAAAAUAUAUGAAUAUAUAUACGAGGGAAACGCACGAAUGCACUUGCCAUUUAAAUUUAGAUGAAUGCCAAAAACAAAAAAAAACAAAAACAAAAAAAAAACCCAAAUGAAUUAG